Penicillium pulvis is the source of this 657-nucleotide messenger RNA. RefSeq names its product flavin-linked sulfhydryl oxidase ERV2. The transcript is spliced from 3 exons. NCBI's taxonomy places the organism in Eukaryota, Fungi, Ascomycota, Eurotiomycetes, Eurotiales, Aspergillaceae. Gene Ontology annotation, molecular function: flavin adenine dinucleotide binding; flavin-dependent sulfhydryl oxidase activity. Gene Ontology annotation, cellular component: mitochondrion. The coding region runs from base 1 to 657 and encodes 218 amino acids. The record is from RefSeq and is a predicted model, not a curated record.
AUGGCCAAUCGACAAAUCACAAGGCGCAUCGCCAUCAGCGCGGCACUCUCAAUAUUUUUCGUUUUCUUCCUCUUCAUUCGGCCCCAAGGCCCGCCGAGUCCCGCGAUUCGAGCCCCAGGACAUAUUACCCAUGAACCUGCACCUGCGCCCGUGCCGGGUUCGACCAUCAAGGAGGACUUGCUGAAGGGGUCAGUGGUGAUGCCGAAGCUUGGAAAUGAAACAGUAAAAGCUGAGCUAGGCCGUGCAACAUGGAAGUACUUCCACACCGUUAUGGCACGAUUCCCCGAAAAGCCCACCCAAGACGAACAAGACGCUUUACGCACAUACAUCCAUCUUUUCGCGCGAUUGUAUCCUUGCGGUGAAUGCGCCGAACAUUUCCAGCAACACAUCAAUAAGUACCCACCGCAGGUUUCAUCACGAAAGGCCGCAGCGGGAUGGGCUUGCUUUGUUCACAAUGAAGUUAAUGAGAUGCUCGACAAGCCAGAAUUUGACUGUAACAACCUGGGCUCGUUCUACGACUGCGGCUGUGCCGAUGGGGAGGAGAGCGAGACUGGUUCUGAAAAUAAAGAUCCGCAUUCGGCUACGACCCGUACCGAUGCGCAAGCUGGUGGCUCGGAACAUGACCACCUGGUAGUGGAAAUCUCCAAGGAAGCGUGA